Molecule: messenger RNA, 1268 nt
Organism: Aspergillus ibericus CBS 121593
Lineage: Eukaryota; Fungi; Ascomycota; Eurotiomycetes; Eurotiales; Aspergillaceae
Gene: ppm1
Product: protein C-terminal leucine carboxyl O-methyltransferase ppm1
Exons: 2
Coding region: 93-1181 (362 amino acids)
Biological process (GO): C-terminal protein methylation
Molecular function (GO): protein C-terminal leucine carboxyl O-methyltransferase activity
Source: RefSeq, a predicted model, not a curated record
GUGGGGGCGGCAGCGCGGGGCAGUUCCUGAAUCGUCCCCGCCGCCCGCAAGCUUCCAGUCGGGCUCUUCCAUCAUUAAUUCAUCCCGGCACCAUGUCCGCCUCCCAGAUUCCCAACCUCAACUCCCUUCGUCGCGGCAGUGGUCGCGGCCGAUUCCGAUCUCGCGGUGGCAGUCAGGCCGGCGAUGCAGGCCACGGGUCGCAUGGUGCCAAAGACCGCGUGGUGCAGGGCACCGACAAUGACGCCAGCGUGUCUCGCCUCAGCGCCGUGAGCCUAGGAUAUCUCCAGGAUGCCUUCGCCCCGGCAUUGACAGCCCCUGGCAUGGAAACCCGUCGGCUGCCCAUCAUUAAUAGAGGAACCUAUGUCCGCACCACCGCCAUCGACCACCUCAUCUCCCGCUUCCUCGACGCCCAUCCCCCGCAGACCCAGAAACAAAUCAUCUCCCUCGGUGCCGGCACCGACACGCGCGUCUUCCGGCUCCUCUCCUCCUCCCCGCGUCCCAAUAUUUUCUAUCACGAGAUCGACUUUCCCGUCAACACCUCCGCCAAAAUCAAAUACAUCCGCGCCGCCCCGCUCCUCCAGCGCGUCCUCGGCAGCCAGGACGAUGUGGUAAUCUCUCCCACCAACGACGCCAUUCACUCCUCCUCCUACCACCUACACCCUCUCGAUCUACGUAAUCUAGCGACCUCCCCUCGCUUACCAGGCCUCGACCCUACCCGGCCCACCCUCUUGAUCUCCGAAUGCUGCCUCGUAUACCUCACCCCGGAAGAGGCGGGCUCCGUGGUCCGCUAUUUUACAGAGGACCUGCUCCCCUCGACCACGCCGGUAGGGCUGAUUCUAUACGAGCCCGUUCGGCCCGAUGACGCGUUCGGCCGCACCAUGGUGGCCAAUCUUGCUACGAGGGGCAUCCAGCUCCAGACCCUGCAGGAGUAUGCGUCGCUCGGGGCCCAGAGACGGCGACUCCAAGAGUUGGGGUUUGUGGGGGGCCAGGCAGCGGCGGAUGUGGAUUUCCUGUGGGAGCGAUGGGUGCCGGAGACGGAGAAGGAGCGGGUAGCGGGGCUGGAGAUGCUGGAUGAGAUGGAGGAGUGGCGGUUGUUGGCGAGACAUUAUUGUGUUGCGUGGGGAUGGCGCGAUGGGGAGGGUGUGUUUGAGGGGUGGAGGGGAGUGGAAGGACAGGAGUAGUCCGGAGUCUGUGCUACACUAACUCAGCUCAGACCUGCCAUUCCUCCCUCCACGUUGGACGAUGGGUGACGCGGGAGUGAUGAACGU